Molecule: messenger RNA, 1724 nt
Organism: Closterium sp. NIES-67
Lineage: Eukaryota; Viridiplantae; Streptophyta; Zygnematophyceae; Desmidiales; Closteriaceae
Source: the annotation of a GenBank genome assembly
AUAAAUGCGUAAUUAUCUACCUCGACGACAUCCUCAUCUACAGCCGCAGCAGGGAGCAGCACUUAAAGGAUCUUGAUGCAGUCUUCACGCUGCUGCACAAGAAUCGCCUCAUCACGAAAGGGUCUAAGUGCGAUUUUCUUAAGCAGGAGUUGGAGUUUUUGGGCCACGUCGUCUCUACCGAAGGCGUGAAAAUCGACCCCAGGAAAAUCAAGACCAUACAGGAAUGGAAGCCGCCGACCAACCUCAAGGAACUCCAAAGUUUUCUGGGUUUUGUCAACUACGUCCGCCGCUUUAUCCCCAAUAUGGCAGGGUUAUCUGCACCGCUAACCGACCGAUUGAAGGAUCACGAUUGUUUUUGGUGGGGUGAGAAGCAGCAAGCUGCAUUCGAUCAACUCAAAAUCGCCCUCACGUCGCCGCCCGUCCUUCGCAUCUCCGAUCCCAACCGUCCAUACGAAGUCGUCACCGACGCCAGCGACAUCGCCAUGGUGCAGUUCUCCUCCAGGACUUCGGCGACGGUCCACGACAAGGAAAUGCUGGCGAUCGUCCACGCGUUCAAGACCUGGCGGUGCUACCUGACCGGAGCUGACGUCACGGUGCGGACGGACCACAAAUCCUUACAGUACCUGCGCGCCCAACCGAACCUCAACCCACGACAGAUCCGAUGGCUCGAUUUCCUCGAGUCCAACUUCCACUACACCAUCACCUACAAACGGGGUGCCAAUAAUAUCGCCGAUGCCUUGACCCGCCCUACUGUCCAUACCGCCGCGAUACUAUCGCCCAGACCAACCCAUUACUUACGGACUAUUCACCCACGGCUACAAGAUCGAUCCUUUUUCCGCUCAGCCAUCCAUCAACAGCAUACCACAGCCACCGGGCCAUAUUUUUAUAAGCGUGUACGUGUCCUCCUGCACUGCCUGCCAGAUCAUGAAAUCGUCGCAUCAGCGAGCAGCCGGACUACUACAGCCGUUGGAUCCCCCGAGCGACCCUGGCAACACGUCACGAUGGACUACGUGACAGGACUGCCGGCCGGCCCCAGCGGAAACGACGCCAUCCUCGUGGUCGUUGACCGACUCACAAAAAUGGCGCACUUCAUCGCCUGCCAACAGACAAUCACCGCCGAACAAACUGCGCAGCUGUUCAUCACGAACGUCAUCCGCCUGCACGGACUGCCCUCCGCCAUCAUUUCAGACCGAGACCCAAAAUUCACUCGAAUUUCUGGCGCCACCUGUGGGACCAAUUCGGCACCAAACUCCAAUUUCAUCGCCUACCACCCACAAACCGACGGGCAGACCGAACGCGUUAACCAAACCAUGGAGCAGCUAAUUCGCACCACCUGUACUGACCCAUCGACAUGGGAAAAAUCCUUCUGCUACUCGAAUUCGCGUAUAAUAACGCGACCUCAGCCACAACCAAUCAAUCCCCAUUUUUUCUCAACUACGGACAGGACCCGGUCGUACCCUCUACACCGAACAUCGAGUCACCAAUGCCCCGGUCCCAGAAAUUUGCUGAAGAGAUUCUCGCCACUCGCGACAAAGCAGCUGAGGCCAUUCGGAAAGCUAACCUGGUCGCCAGCCGACAAGCCGAUCGACAUCGACGCGACGUCAAUUACAAAGUGGGAGAUCUUGUCCUUCUCGACACUCGCAAUUUGCGGCUGCCGAUCCCAAGCAAACUCCGACCCAGAUUCUGCGGACCUUUCCAAGUGACCAACCUCGUGACACCUGUCA